GUUUCCCGUCAUAACCUUAUCGGCGACGACAACCAUACAUACCAAUCUUUACCAAGACAUCUUGAUAUUUAAUCCCACAACCAUGACAGCACUGUCCGCCGCAUCCAAACGCUUCAAGCUAAUAUUUUUCGUCCCACCAUCAGGACUCCCAGCCUGUAAAGCUGCCAUUUUCGCCGCCGGAGCUGGACGCUAUCCGGGCCCUGGAAAUUAUACCGAAUGCUGCUGGGCUACGACAGGCACUGCACAGUUUCGACCAGGUGAUACUGCGAAUCCAAAUAUUGGGACUGUAGGUGCGUUGGAAGAGGUGCAAGAAGUUAGGUUCGAGACAUUGUGUGUUGGCGAGGAGACGAUUAAAAAUGCCGUUGCAGCUUUGAAGAAAGUUCAUCCUUAUGAGGAACCGGCUUAUGAAGUUUAUAAGCUGGAGGAUUAUUGAGUCCGGUGAAGCCCAUACGUUAGCGUUGCUGUUGGAGAGGAAGAUGAAGCGAGCAGAAGAUUAGACAGUGCUUUUUACGAUCGGCAGCUUGGCUGCCGUGGUUAUGGAACAAAAAUCUGAGGACAGAAGUGCAGCCACGUUCUAGGAUUAAUUCCCUGUCUUUCAGCUCGAAAUGAACCAGUUGACAGAAUAUACCACUUUAUUCUGGCAUCGUUCAACGUCUUGUCUGUCUUCUGAACCCACCCCACUCUGGAGGAUUGAGAUUCGAUUUCGAAUUACAAGCUGCCUCAUGGUACUUCCA
This is a messenger RNA of Botrytis cinerea B05.10, 734 nucleotides long. RefSeq lists its product as hypothetical. The coding region runs from base 83 to 433 and encodes 116 amino acids. Lineage: Eukaryota; Fungi; Ascomycota; Leotiomycetes; Helotiales; Sclerotiniaceae. The record is from RefSeq and is a predicted model, not a curated record. The transcript has 2 exons.